AUGGAAGCAUCCUGCCUGGAACUGGCCCUGGAAGGAGAGCGCUUGUGCAAGUCUGGGGACUUCAAAGCUGGGGCAGCCUUCUUCGAAGCAGCGGUGCAGGUGGGGACAGAGGACUUGAAGACUCUCAGUGCCAUCUACAGUCAGCUGGGCAAUGCCUAUUUCUACCUAAAGGAGUACUCCAAGGCCCUGGAGUACCAUAAACAUGACCUUACCCUGGCCAGAACUAUUGGGGACCGCAUUGGAGAAGCCAAGGCAAGUGGCAACCUUGGGAAUACAUUGAAAAUACUUGGGCAGUUUGAUGAAGCUGUCGUUUGUUGCCAGAGACACUUGGACAUUUCUCAGGAGCAGGGAGACAAGGUAGGUGAAGCCAGAGCACUCUAUAAUAUAGGAAAUGUUUACCAUGCAAAGGGAAAGCACUUAUCUUGGAACAUGGCCCAAGACCCAGGCUACCUGCCUCAAGAAGUCAAGGAGACGCUACAGAAAGCUUCAGAAUAUUAUGAGAGGAACCUGUCCCUGGUGAAGGAGCUGGGGGACAGGGCUGCACAAGGCCGUGCUUAUGGCAACCUCGGCAACACCCAGUACUUACUUGGCAACUUCAGUGAAGCUAUAGCCUUCCACAAGGAGCGCCUUGCUAUUGCUAAGGAGUUUGGGGACAAGGCAGCCGAGCGGAGAGCGUACAGCAACCUGGGCAAUGCACACAUCUUCCUUGGGAGGUUUGACAUCUCUGCUGAGUACUACAAGAAAACACUCCAGCUCUCCAGACAACUCAAAGACCAAGCAGUAGAAGCCCAGGCUUGCUACAGUCUUGGAAACACAUACACACUGCUUCAAGACUAUGAAAGAGCAAUCGAGUACCAUCUAAAACAUCUGGUGAUAGCACAGGAGCUGGGAGACAGGGUGGGAGAAGGAAGAGCCUGCUGGAGUCUCGGAAAUGCCUAUGUCUCCCUGGGGAGCCAUGAACAAGCUUUGCACUUUGCAAGGAAACAUCUUGAAAUCUCCCAAGAGAUCGGGGACCGGAACGGUGAGCUGACAGCACAGGUGAACAUGGCCCAGCUCAAGUCGGCCCUUGGCUUGGGCCCCGGGGAUCAGGACGGGGGUACAGCUCAGCACUAUUCUGGCUACGAAGCACAAGGAGCCAGGCCAAAGAGACUCCAAAGGAACAGCAUGGACAGCUUAGACCUCCUGAAGUUCCCUUCUGAAAAGGACCAGAAUGGGGACAGCCAUCACGUGGGAGACAUGAAGAUCUCUGGAAAAGAGUUCUUGUCAUUACCUGCAAGGUCAAAGAAAUACCAGGAGCACCAAUCCAGUUCAGAGAGAAAGUCCCAGGGGUCGAGUACAUCGCCACUGGAUGCCAGCGAAGUCCAAGUCCAGGUGUCACAGUCGAAAAUCAACCGGACCCCGUCGGAUGAGGAAUGCUUCUUUGACCUGCUGAGCAAGUUCCAGAGCAACCGGAUGGAUGAUCAGCGCUGCCCGUUGGAAGAAUGCCCAUCGGAGGCUGCAGAGGCAGCUGCCACACCGGUCCCUGCCCUGGAAGAACGGAUAUCACAGUCCUCCUUAAUGGCGUCUCCGCAGACGGAGGAAUUCUUCGAUCUCAUCGCCAGCUCCCAGAGCAGACGGCUGGAUGACCAGCGUGCCAACGUGGGCAACCUGCCAGGCCUCCGGAUCACACACAACAACCUGGGGCACCUGCGUGUGGAGGGGGACGCCCAGGAGCCCGGGGAUGAGUUCUUCAACAUGCUCAUGAAGUGUCAGUCCUCCAGGAUAGAUGACCAGCGCUGCGCACCACCCGACUCCAUCCCCCGCGGCCCCACCAUGCCCGACGAAGACUUCUUCAGCCUCAUCCAGCGCGUCCAGGCCAAACGCAUGGACGAGCAGCGGGUAGAUUUGGCCUCAGCCCAGGAGGAGGCAGGAGAGGAGCAGCAGAGGCCUGGUUCCAGCUAA
Nipponia nippon (crested ibis) is the source of this 1941-nucleotide messenger RNA. The record is from RefSeq and is a predicted model, not a curated record. NCBI's taxonomy places the organism in Eukaryota, Metazoa, Chordata, Aves, Pelecaniformes, Threskiornithidae.